AGUGUGAUCUGAGAGAUGGCGGAGCUGAGCGCGAUUCGGCAGGAACUUAGAACCAGAAAUCAGAGCAGUUCUUUCGGGACCCUCAGUAUGUCCCCCCAAAAAGAUGAGCAACAAAAACUGGCUAUUCCGUUCUGCGGCGGCAUACGGGGCGGGAUGCGCCCGGGGAAGAAAAUCACGAUCAUGGGCGUCGUGAACCCAGACCCGGACAGUUUUGACAUCAGUCUGACGUGCGGUUGCGGAGACGUGGCUCUGGACGUCUGUGUACAGUUUGAAGACCGUGAGAUUUUGCGGAACGCCUGUGUUUCUGAUGCCUGGGGAGAGGAGGAGAGAUCAAUUCCAUAUUUCCCCUUCAUCGCAGAUCAGCCUUUCAGGGUGGAGAUCCAUUGUGAGCACCCGCGUUUCCGUGUGUUUGUAGACGGUCACCAGCUCUUCGACUUCUAUCAUCGAGUGACAUCACUGACAGCGAUCGACACCAUACAGAUCAGCGGCAGUCUGACCAUCACCAAGCUCAACUGAUCCAUCCAGACUCUGGCCAUUAAACAUCAUGCACAACCCAUCUACGAUCCACCUUAAACACCAGAACAUUCCAGAAUCGCACAACUGGACCUCUAGAAUCUAUAGAACAAAAUGACUUUGAGGAGAUCUUCUGAUACUUGUUUUUGAAGUAUCAGUGAAAGUGGAGAUUGCACAUAAUCCACAUUAAUAUCAUCAUCAAUGAAAAGCUUCAUGUGCUGAUAUAUAUGAGAUUAUGUAAAUGAGCACACUUCCUGAAUUUGAUAAUGUAACUGCCAAUGUUCUCAGGAGAAAUCCUCAAAGAGAUUGAUUUAUUUCCGAAACAUUUAUAAACAGGGUGAUUUGAGAGUUUCAUGUGUAGUGAUAUUUUCAUUUAUAAUUCCACAAUGAUGCUGAAAGCACAACGGAUGACGUGCAGUAGUUAUAGGGGCUGUUGCAUCAGGAAUCGUUGCAUUGAAAUGCUUAUGAUAUGUUUGUGAAUAUUUAUUGCCAUUGACCACACAGAGUUUAUUCUGAAUUACUCUGUAAUGAAUUAAAGAUUUUAAAUGAAUAUGUUUGGAUUGUUUAUGUAUUGUUCUCUUUCUCUCUCAUUCUAUUCGGCCUGUUAUGAGACCUUGUUUCUAC
Messenger RNA from Xyrauchen texanus (razorback sucker), 1137 nucleotides. RefSeq names its product galectin-related protein-like. The record is from RefSeq and is a predicted model, not a curated record. Lineage: Eukaryota; Metazoa; Chordata; Actinopteri; Cypriniformes; Catostomidae. Gene Ontology annotation, molecular function: carbohydrate binding.